CUGCCAAUAAAUCCAAGAAGAAGAAGAUUUGAACGUACUUCCCAGAUCUAUCCCAGCAUCCUCUGCGGCACAGGACCUCUUGUCGGCGAGGACAAAACAAGCAGCAUCUCAAGCAUUCCUUUUGCACAAAAAUAUGGCCGACAUGGUGGAUGAGAAGAUUAAAAACUAUAGGACGGCUCCUUUUGACGCCAGAUUCCCCAAUACAAACCAGACCCGCAACUGCUUUCAGAACUACCUGGAUUUUCACAGAUGCAACAAGGCCCUGUCAGCCAAAGGCCAAGAUGUGUCUCCCUGUCAGUGGUACCAGAGAGUCUACAAGAGCCUCUGUCCAAUGGGCUGGGUGUCUAAAUGGGACGAGCAGAUAGAAAGCGGAAGUUUUCCUGGGAGGAUCUGAAGUCACUAAAUGUUCCUGGUCACAGUUUUGUUUAGUUCAAACCUUUACCUCUGUAGUUUGCCUGAUCUCCAAAACAUCUGUCACUCUGCUGUUAUCAUUGUCAUCCGUGCAGCUAAAUGAAACUAAACACGCAAAAAAUAUACCAUGUGAAGGUUUAGUUUGUUUUCUCCUAAAAUUUUGAUUCCUUUUGCAUUAUUGGUACAAUACAGUAUGGAGUAAUAGAUUGAUUCUCAAUGAAGUUUAAGGAAUGGGAUGUGUAUGUGUAACCCUUUGUCAGGCACAGUAAACCUUUAAAAUCAGGAGUCGGUUGUUAUGGAUGUUCUUCCUCCCUCUGUAGUUUACUCACUUACCCAGAUGUGACUGAUAACAUUAUAGGGGAGCUCACAUUUCAUUGAUAGGUCUACCUCAGACACUUUGUUAGCACAUGUAAUUUGGUCUGAUUCAGAUUAAAGAGGUUUUUAAAAUUGAAUCAAUAAAUGUUUUAUCUCCCUUUGAA
This is a messenger RNA of Cyprinodon tularosa, 890 nucleotides long. RefSeq names its product cytochrome c oxidase subunit 6B1. Bases 134 to 394 code for a protein of 86 amino acids. The transcript has 4 exons. The record is from RefSeq and is a predicted model, not a curated record. NCBI's taxonomy places the organism in Eukaryota, Metazoa, Chordata, Actinopteri, Cyprinodontiformes, Cyprinodontidae. Gene Ontology annotation, cellular component: respiratory chain complex IV; mitochondrion.